Molecule: messenger RNA, 1557 nt
Organism: Stylonychia lemnae
Lineage: Eukaryota; Ciliophora; Spirotrichea; Sporadotrichida; Oxytrichidae
Source: the annotation of a GenBank genome assembly
AUGCCAACAGAAGCAAUUGAGGAGAUUGAGAGAAAGAGAGCCUAGUUGAAGGCUUUUGAAGAUGACGAGUUCAGGAAAGCUGGUGGUUUUGGGAGAUUUCAGAUCUCAGCUAACCUAAUCAUUAUAUUUGGUAUCCUAAGUGGGUCUCAAGUUCUGUAUAAUCUCUGGUAUUUUCAAAUGAGGCCACUUUAUGAAUGUCAGAAUGCAGGAGAAAGUAAAUUCUAUCAAUGCAAGAGGGAAGAAUUCUGUGGCAAUUAAAAUAUCAAUUGGAGAGUUGACUACACUAAAGAAGAGAGCUUGAAUAACUGGGUCCAGUAAUUGGACCUUCAUUGUAUAGGAGAUAAUGAACUAGGAUUUAUUGGAUCAUCAUUCUUUAUAGGCGCCUUCAUUGGCAGCAUCAUUAUUCCACGUCUUGCUGACAUUUAUGGACGUAAGAAGCCGUAUAUGUUUGGCCUGAUACUUUAUGCUUUAACCUCACUUAUCUAUCCCUUCAGCACUAGUCUUUACCUUAACUACUUCCUUAUCUUCUUAGGAGGUAUCUCUGAAGCAGGUAGAUACUACGUUGGUUUUGUAUACCUUUAGGAGUUGAUGCCAACUACACAUCAGACUUAUGUAGGAAUCAACAUUUUCAUGGCUCAUGGAUUCGCUAAACUUUGCUACGAUCUAUAUUUCUAUUAGAUAACUAAGAACUGGGUCUACCUUAAUUACUCCGCAAUAGUAAUGGCUUUUACCUGUAUCAUCUGUAUGUAAUUCAUGCCAGAGAGCCCUAGAUACCUCCUCAGUUCAAACUAAAAAGAAGAGGCUGAGAAAAGUUUUGAAACUAUUGCCAAGUUCAACAGAGUAAGCAGGCAAAGAAGAGUUGUUGACUUGCUUGGCUACAAUAUGCAUGAUUAGAAAUAGAGAUUAUUAGGAGACGAUGAGAAAGAUAAGGAUGUAUUGUUAUAACAAGAGAAGAAGAUAGGAGAUGUGAAAAAAGUCGAGAGCGUGAAAAAGCUCUUCCAAGAGACAUCUUAUUUAGUUAACUUGCUAAUCAUGAUAUUUUCAUGGUCUACAGCCUCAUUUGGCUUUUACCUUAUUCCUUACUUCCUUUCAAGCAUUAACACCUAACUACAGUCAAACUCCUACAAUGUGUUUGAACUUGCCAUUGCCUCAUCAAUAUCUGAGAUAUUUGCUAACAUAUUCUGCUACUUUAUUACUACUAUCUUCCCUAAUAAGAAAAGUCUAAUAUUUAGCUAUCUUUUGGCCUUCUUUGGAAGUGCAGGUUUCUGGAUUGCAAAAGAUACAGUCCUAAGAAGUUCAAAUAUUCUCUACUAUGUACUGUUCUCUAAAUUUGGAGUCACAGUGGCUUUUAAUGUAACUUAUGUGAUUAUGGGAGAACUGUUCCCAACUCUAUUGAAAGCUACUGCUUUUGGUAUUUGUAAUGUCAUUGCGAGAUUCAUCACGAUUCUAUCACCGAUAAUUGCACUGUUAGAAUAACCUUAUCCAAUGCUAAUAUUCUCAUUGAGCUGCUUGAUUGCAGGCCUCUUUGGAAUCCUUCUAAAACCACUCUAUCACUGA